CGUGUGUGUUGUGCGUGUUAAUGUAUGUGUGAGAGAGUGAGAAAGGAAAAUAGAGGAAAGAAAAGAGGCUCGUACAUUCGCCGCACGCGUUCCACUGGCUCUACAUGGGGAAUAUGAGGAUCUCGGGAGGACGCCAAUGAUAAAUAGUAUUCCAGACUCCCCUGCCACAUAAGAAGACCACGGAACACCCUCCUCAGAGACCCCUUGUUUGAUACGAGGGGCGACUGAAUAUCCAUAUAGUAAGGCGCAUCAGCAUCCAUCAUGAAUCCCAUGUCACAUCUAUUCUACAAAAAGAGCAGCUACUCUCCGUACCGGGACCGAAUCCCUCUACAGAUCGUCCGGGCGGAGGUAGAGCUUUCCCUAGAGGAGCGUUCCUUCCUUUCGGCCGUGGAAAAGGGUGACUAUGCAGGGGUCCAGCAUGCACUACGUGAGGCGGAGGUCUACUACAAUAUUGACGUCAACUGUGUGGAUCCAUUGGGCCGCAGUGCGCUACUAAUCGCUAUUGAGAAUGAGAACCUUGAGGUGAUGGAGCUGCUUCUGGAUCACGGAGUGAACACUGGAGACGCUCUGCUCUACGCCAUCCGCAAAGAAGUGGUGGGAGCUGUAGAGUUACUGCUGUCCCACAGGAAACCCAGUGGAGAAAAACAGGUUCCAUCAUUAAUGAUGGACGCCCAGUUUUCCGAGUUCACACCUGACAUCACUCCCAUCAUGCUCGCCGCCCACACAAACAACUAUGAGAUCAUCAAACUCCUGGUCCAACGCAAAGUCACCAUCCCUCGGCCGCACCAGAUCCGCUGUGACUGUGUGGAGUGUGUGUCCAGCUCUGAGGUGGACAGCUUGCGUCACUCUCGGUCCCGUCUCAACAUCUAUAAAGCGCUCGCCAGCCCCUCUCUCAUCGCGCUCUCCAGUGAAGAUCCCAUCCUAACCGCCUUCAGACUGGGCUGGGAACUGAAGGAGCUCAGUAAAGUGGAGAACGAGUUUCGACAAGAGUACGAGGAGCUUUCUCAACAGUGUAAGCUCUUUGCUAAAGACCUGCUUGACCAGGCACGUAGCUCCCGUGAGCUGGAGACCAUCCUCAAUCACCGUGAUGACCAGAGCGAGGAGCUGGACCCGCGAGACUGCCGAGACUUGGCCAAACUCAAGCUGGCCAUUAAAUAUCACCAGAAAGAGUUUGUGGCGCAGCCAAACUGUCAGCAGCUCUUGGCCACACAAUGGUAUGACGGCUUUCCUGGCUGGCGGCGCCGUCACUGGGCAGUUAAGCUGGUCAUGUGCUUCAUUAUCGGCCUGCUCUUCCCUGUCUUCUCGCUGGUCUACCUGCUGGCUCCAAAAAGCACACUGGGGCUCUUCAUUAAAAAACCCUUCAUCAAAUUUAUCUGCCACACAGCCUCCUACCUCACCUUCCUCUUCCUCCUCCUCCUAGCCUCACAGCACAUAGCACGCACCAACCUACACAUGCAGGGCCCUCCGCCCACUGUGGUGGAGUGGAUGAUACUACCUUGGGUGCUGGGCUUUAUAUGGGCUGAGAUUAAGGAGAUGUGGGACGGAGGUUUUAAUGUGUACGUCCAUGACUGGUGGAACCUGAUGGAUUUUGCCAUGAAUUCUCUUUAUUUGGCCACUAUAUCUUUAAAGAUCGUCGCGUAUGUCAAGUAUAACAGUUCUCGUCCCCGAGAGGAAUGGGAGAUGUGGCAUCCGACGCUGAUCGCUGAGGCUUUGUUUGCCAUCGCUAACAUCUUCAGCUCGCUUCGGCUCAUCUCCCUCUUCACGGCCAACUCUCACCUGGGCCCGUUGCAGAUCUCACUUGGCCGCAUGCUGCUGGACAUCCUCAAGUUCCUCUUCAUCUACUGUCUAGUGCUGCUGGCCUUCGCCAAUGGACUUAACCAGCUAUACUUUUACUACGAGACCGAGGCAGCCGAUGAACCCAACCACUGCAAGGGGAUCCGCUGCGAGAAACAGAACAAUGCAUUCUCUACGGCUCCGCCACGGCAGGUCUGUCACGGCAGUCCUGUGCUUAAGGAAAAGCAUGCUGACAGGCUCAUACAGAAUCAGCAUUAUCAGGAGGUCAUCCGUAGUCUAGUGAAGAGGUAUGUGGCGUCCAUGAUCCGCAGCGCCAAGACAAGCGAAGGGCUGACGGAGGAAAAUUUUAAGGAGCUGAAACAGGACAUUUCCAGUUUCCGCUAUGAAGUUUUGGACCUUCUGGGCAACCGAAAGCUGCCCCGGCGGAACUAUUCCUCCAGCAGCGAGACCACGCUUCGAGACGAGGUCAGCGAUGAUGGCGAGGCCUGUCAUCACAGCGAUGGAAGCAGCAUCGGGGCCAAGGGUGUGUCUUUCAAAACCAUUACGCCCUCGGAUCCGUCGUACGGAGUCUCCGCCCUCUUUCGCUCCAUCUCCGGAAUGGAGGUCGCUACUACUACGACGACGACAGCGGCAUCAUCUGCGUACAGGGAGGGUAAACCAAAGACCAACGGACUGAGGAAGAACCCCUCGCCCUCCUCUUCCCUAUCCUCAGUGGCUCCAGCAAGACCUGCACUUUCACGAACUUGGAGGCACUUUUCCCGCUUCUCUAGUUCCAAGAAGAACUCCUUCAGACGGCUCGGCCUGCUGUUCUCACGCAUGGGCAGCCACCUUCCGCAGCCGGCAGGUGUCACCGCUGCAACCUACACUAUCUCAGAUGGAUUGCUUCACCCGCCGGAGGCUUGGCACGACUUGGGCUUCACCAGGGGCGCCGGUCCCGUCACCAGAAGCGAGACCAACCUUAAUCAGGUGGACGUGGGCGCUUUAAAUGAGGGCGACGAUGCCAUGACGACCAAUGGACAGAGAGCUAUCGGAAGGGAUGUUUUACUGACAUUAGGACCUCUGUCCCCGCCCUCUUCCCUGCACUGUGCUUCCAGUUUCUCCGCCUCCAGCUCCCGCCUCCUGGAUUCAAAUGAGGACGUGUUCCAGGGAUUGGUCGGGCCCUGUAGCGGACAAACGCCAGACUCCUCCCGCUGGGUAACGGAACAGGACGAUUCGGUGACCACGCAGCUAUAGUAUUGCUAGUAUGUACUGUACAG
Sinocyclocheilus rhinocerous is the source of this 3050-nucleotide messenger RNA. RefSeq names its product short transient receptor potential channel 5-like. Gene Ontology annotation, cellular component: cation channel complex; plasma membrane. The transcript is spliced from 10 exons. The record is from RefSeq and is a predicted model, not a curated record. NCBI's taxonomy places the organism in Eukaryota, Metazoa, Chordata, Actinopteri, Cypriniformes, Cyprinidae. The coding region runs from base 262 to 3027 and encodes 921 amino acids. Gene Ontology annotation, molecular function: store-operated calcium channel activity; inositol 1,4,5 trisphosphate binding; protein binding. Gene Ontology annotation, biological process: calcium ion transmembrane transport; regulation of cytosolic calcium ion concentration.